CCCCUCCUGCUCCUCCUCCACGUCCUUCCGGCAGUCCACUUCCGGGAACCUCUUCUCGCGAUAACAGCGUGAAACCUCGCCCGCUGAGCGCCUCCCAAGGGAGGAAUCCCCGCCUGCCGACCUGCUCCUCGUCUCUCCUCCCCGCGCCGCCCAGCUGCCCGCUUCCGCCGCCUCCUCCCGGCCAGCCUGUCCCGCCGUUUCCCGUCCGCAUUACUCCUAGCCCACCCGAGUCAAAGGGCGCAUGCGCCGCUGGGCUCCGCACAGCGGAGGAAUCCCGUUGACCUCCGACGCUGCCGGCGUCAUAAAAGAACUCCGUGCGGGUGAUGCGGCCGGGGCAGCCGCUUGCCUGAAGGGGCGGGAGUCGGAGCGCGCACGCGCGCGGGGGGCGGGGGAAGGCCGAGGCCGCCGCCGCCGCCUUCGCAGGGGAGCGGGCGAACAGCGCCGCCAGAGGAGCGACGAGGCCGGCAGGGCUGCGAGGAAGGAGGACAGAGCGGCCGGCCUUCCUCGCGCGCCCCCGCCUGGCCCGCUUCCGCCGAACCGCCCUCCGCGCUCCCUCCGCGGCCGGAAAGUAGUCCCCCUCCUUCCUCCCUCCCUCCCUCCCUCCCUCCUCCCUCCUCGCGCGCCGCCCUCAACAGGCUCCGCCGCCGCCGCCGCGAUGGCGCUGAAGAGAAUCCACAAGGUAAGGCGCCAGCGCGGCCGGGAGGCGGCCCGGAAGACUCCGCUCCUCCCCGGGCCCGGGUUCCCUCCCGCCCGCGGCAGGGUCGGGAGGCCUGGGCGGCCGUGAGGGGCUCGGCUGCCUCCGCUCUGCUGGGCCUGCCCCGGCCGGCCGGCCGGCCUCCCGCGCUCUCGGGGCAGCUUCUCGCCGCGUUCGGGCCGCGGCAUCCCGGCCGGCCGGCGGGGGGCGCCUCCGGGGAUCGGUGCCUUCGCUCGCCUCUCGAACGAGCCUUUCUUUGUUCGGCGGCGCCCCGAUCCUUUUCUCCGCCUUCCUUUCCCCGAGCUUCUGCCGUCCUCGCGGCCUCCCCGGAGGCUUUCCCUGCCUGCCUCAUCCCAUGCAGUUUUGAUGCUACUCUUGCAAAACAAGCACCAGUCUGGUGGCCGUCCCUGGGAGAGGCGCCUCGAAGCAGGAUCCUGGCCCCGGCUUGAAGGCCCUUGAGGGGAACAAACGAGCGAACCCCGCUUAGACUAGGAUGUGCUAAAAUCAGCCGCCGCAUGUGGCUACAGGUGUGCGCGCCCCCUCCCAAGUAGCUCCCUGCGCUGCAGGUGCUCCCUUUUCCUCCGUAGAAAUCCUGUACCAAAGUAGGCAAUGGAGGUGGGGGCCAAAGCCUGAUUUCUUUCAUUUCAAAAUCCGUGGAGUGAGUUACUCCGUUGAGUUUUAUGUGGACGGAGAGAAAACGUCUGCCUGCAGUGAGCUGAGCCGGUGGCGGUGUCGCACACUGGCUUUGGCCGUCUUCAUUCCCAGGGCCAUGCUGCUCACUCCUCCUGCUACAGCUACACCUAUAUCCUCAGUAACUCCUUCUGGUGCCUAUGUCUCAGGUGCUACAGAAUUCUUUGCUUCACCUUCAGAAACGUGGCUUAAAGGUUCAUUUUGUUUCUGGAAGGAACAUUCAAGCUGCAGGUCAGGCUGCAUUGAACUGGGUUGGAUUUACUGCCAAGUAAACAUGAGUAGGACUUAUGUUACUUUUUGGACCCUUAUUUUUCAACUGGUUAACAUUAGCCAGUAUUCUAUUUGGGAGGAAAACCAGUCAAAGACAAAGGUGAGGAAGUCAAUAUGAAAAUCUCCCUCUUGUGCACAUAGCUUUUAAGAAGACCUGAAACCUUUGUGGAUAAAUUCCUUUUCUCCAGGCCUACUGAAGUCACUAGUCCUAAAAACAUGGACAUUAUGUAAGGGCUCUUGUGUUUCAGUUGUUAUUGGGGCUAAGGCAUAGUUUUUACAUUUCAUAUUAUUUGGUUAGUAUCAGGAGAUGUGAAUAAUACGGGAAACUUGAUGGUAUUGCCUGACAAUAUUGAUCAUGAGGUCAAACAUUGCUGGCUGGUGGUACCUAAUAUCACGUGUGUAUGCACAUGCACAUAUAAGGGAAGGGUUAGCUUCCAGCUAGUUCCUGCAGCAAGAGUAUAGGUGGUGGCUUCAUUUGCCUCCACUUAAAAUCCUCCCAUAGGAGAUUCCUGGUGCUUUUUGGUUGCUAUGGUUGACAGGUAAUAGUCCCAGGUGAUUUAGCAGUAGCAUAAAUUAUGCUGUCUUUUAUAGUAACAUACGGGACUAUGGUAUAGACUUUGUAACAGUAUGCUUUUUGCAUCAAACAGUAACUUUAAGAUUUAUGAAAAUGGUAUUUGUCUGUUGUGUGUCAUCAUGUUUUAUAUACAGUACAGUAUAUACUCUAAAUGUUUUGAGUUCAGUUACAGAAUUCAAAAAUGUUAGCAGUAUAUAUGAGUAUUCAGCUUCUUGUUAAGGUUCCAUAUGCAGUGUUAGAAACACAAGAUCUAUAAGCCAGGCGCCAAAUGGAUCCUUAAAUCAAGGUUACAGUCGCCAAAAUGGAACUUCUAGUUGCCAUUUUGGGGCAAGACUGCUUUAAAUGAUGCACUGACUGAUUGAUUCUCAGUUAAAGAUCUGGCUAGUUCAGAUGACAACCUUGAGGUUUGAGAACUUGAAAGAAGAAAAGUCACUUGAUCCAGGGACAGUCCACAUAUAUAUUCUCCUGUUCCAACUUCUUUUUCUUAAUGGAGAGUGCACCUGCUCAGGCUGCAACAGAAAAAGCAUUUGGGUUCCAGAAAUUCAUUUCGAUUGUACAGAUAAAAUAUAACUGAUAGAAUUCGACAGGAUGGGGUAUUAGUGUGUGAAAACAGUCCAGCUCCAAUGAUCCCCAGAUGGUGGAGAUGUCAGGUGCCAUCCUGGCUCCCAGGCAUCUUGGUCACAAGUGAUCAAAUGCCAGGUCCAAAAUGCGCCUGGCUAAUUUUGAACACUGUACCAUGGGUGCCCAUGGGAGACGUGUGUGUGGUCGUCCCCCCCCCCAAAUCAUUCAUGAUGUCCAGAUCCCCAGCUUUCAUUUUUUAAAAAGCUUCUAGUAUUUGUAGAACCUAAGAUGAGACAAAAUGUUCAGACAUUAUUCUUCUCAUUUUCUUGUGAGAAACUAGCUUGCAGAUUCUGCUUUCAGUGUCUGUCUUUGCCAUUGCCUCCCUGAAAAAUUCCUGCAGGUGUCUAUGCUUCUUUUUCUCUUUUAUGAACUUUACUAAUUCACUGUAUUGGUAGAGGUGAAGAAUCUCCUGCAUAUAAAUAGAUUACAGUAGACGAACUGCAAUAUUGGCCCUUUGGAAGUUUGCUGAAUUCAGCUGGGAUGCAGGACAUUAUUUUUAAUGUGCAUUUAGGUUGGGGUUGGGUCAUCAUCUGGUGAAUCAGUCUGACAUUGGCUGCUGACUGAUUCUUGACUGAGAAAUUAAAAAUGAGGCUGUAAGGAUGUAUAUUAACUGUAUUGUGAAAAUUGCAUUAUCCUUUGGGAGGAAGGGUGGGAUCUAAAUUUAAUAAUUAAAAUUAAUGAAAAUUAAUAUCCUCAUGCACCAAAGGCACCUUGCUCACCACCUUUACAGUAACUGUGGACAUGCACACUCAUUUAGGAAUCUGCACCUCUGUUUUGCAACUCUCUUUUGCCAUCUCCCAUCCCAGUUAAGCCCACAUGGUUUGGUUUCUCCUGUUGGCCACGUGCUUCUAACUGCAGUCAUCUCUGAACUGGGAGAGAGGUCAGGAGGAGACAUGAAUCAUGCACAUAAGUAGUCACAGUAGGGCCAUGCCACUUAGUAUUUGGCAGCCAACUAAGAUUUGCCAUUGUGUUUGACAUGAAGCAGCAGCCAAUAAUGACAGAGUGUCUGUUGAUACAUACAUUUCUGAAUAUGGACAACAACCGUUUUAGGCAUGUCCAACUGACACGCAACCGUGCAUGUGUGCAUUGCACCCACUCCAGAAGUGGCUGGAAAAGGGGGUAGGGUGGAGCAGGCUCACAACCUAUUAUCAUUCAGUUUUAGUCACACAUUCAAAUUGUGACUGCAAAAAACCCACUAGAUAAAGCUCAAAACUGGCAGAUACAUUUUCAGCAUAAGAAAGUACACGAGCUUAACUGCUGACUUUCAUUGUGUAUGUGUGUGUGUUUUGAUGUGCAUUGUUUUUAAAAACCUGUUACUAAGGCUAAGAAAAGCCUAGAUACCCAUGAAGUUAACUGGCUGCAGAGCUGGCCUGUGUUUAUGAGGCAGACUGAAGCGGUUGCUUUACACAGCGGAAUCCAGGGGGUGCCUCUGCAGGCACUCCCCCCUCUGUCACCACCAGCAGAGAAGCAAAGAGAAGUAGCUGCCGCGGCUUCUGGAUUCCAGCAAGAUCUCACCAGAACCCUGCAAAAUGGCAUGCAGGCCUCCAAAGUUCUUAACAUGACCUUCCCGAGACUUUGCUUCCCUGCUUUGCUUGCCAGGAUCUUGGUAUGGUCAUGCAAGGCCACUGUGCUAUCUCAUAGGAACAUCACAAGAUCUUUCAGGAAACUGCGGCUGUGCAACCCUGGAAGGUGAAGCUUUGAUGGGGGCAGCAAGGGGAAGGGCACGUGUGCAGGGUGGCACCUUUCUGUUUUGCCUCAGAUGGCAAAACGGGCUGGGUCAGCUCCAAAUGGAUGUUUUUGGGCCAGUUGUGUGUGCUCAGCCUAACCUAAUCUAUGUUGCAGGGCUGUUUUGAAAGUAAAAUGGCUGGACAGAAAGAACCAUGAGUAUGUAAUGCAUCUAUUACAUAUACAUGCAAUAAAGUAAAAGCCAUACAUGAAAUCCUGAGUUAUUCUAGUCUUUCUCUUCACUCAUUUUGCAAAUCUCUCAUAUGUUUGCUUUCAAACUCCCUUCAAAUAUCAUGAUGGUGCAAAAAUGCUGUGCAUUCCAUCAGAUAUAUACAGGCUCCAGCAAAUUCAGUUGCCAAAGCCUCUGAAGACUGGUGGAGCAGCUUUCCUCCCAGGUUUGAAGAACUUUGAAGUGGGUGUAGGCUGUUGCUGAGAUUGUUUGGCAGCUGUGUUGACAAAACUUCUGCAGAGCUUUGACCACAUGAGGCUACUGGAAACUACCUCCUUUCUCUUUGGAUGGUGGAACUGGCAAGUGUUGUCACCAUUGCCUGCAACAUGGAGUGCCUUUAGACUCUGACACCCAGCAGUACAAUCUUCCCAGCAAGAAAAGGGAUGGUCACAGCUCUAUUGUUUGGCUUUGCCAGCAAGAGCUUCGAAAACUUUGGCUCUUAGAGAUGUAGAAAACGAGUCUGAAAGUCACUGUCCCCUUUAAAAUACACCCAAGCAGGGCUGCUCCACCCUUUCCCACUCACUGCUUACAUGCAUUUAAAAGGUUAAAUAGGUGAUUAUACAUGCACGUGCCCUAUCAUCAUCAUCAUUAUAUUUAUUUAUACCCUACCUUUUCCUCGGUCCGGACUCAAGGCAGCUUAUAGAUAAAAUCAGGGACCACUAAAAACAUAGCAGUUUACAGGCAGCAACCACUUUUCAUGCGUCCAGUUAACACGUUGAUCACACACAUGCUUGUUACCUCUGACCUGGAAGUGGUCCGGAAAUGGGAUGGGCUUAUGCAUGUUCCACUGAUACACGGGGGGGUCAGGAACAGAACCAAAUGGUUGCCGCCUGUAUCUGCCACUUGUCAGAUUCAUAAAUAUUUUAUAUCUGUAUUGGCAGUCAGAUUCAAAGCAUUGCCUAAGAAGCAGUUUUCAGACAUCACCUUCCAUAUGAACUUUCAAAGCCUCCAUGAACUGGGCCAAAUUUCUCCUGCCCAUCUUUUCCCAUACUGAAUACGAAAAUAUUAUGUACAGGCAACCCCGAUUUACAUGUAAGUCUGAUCUUUAUGCCCUGCUAAGCCCCCUUUUCUGGCCACUUCUGGGUUGCAGCAAUGCAUGUGUGCCAUGAUCGCACGUGCAUUGAACUAGCAUAAAAUGGUUGUUGCCUGUAGUAUAUUCAUAGAAUCAAAGAAUUGUAGAGUUGAAAGGGACCCUGAGGGUCAUCUAGUUCAACCCCCUGCAAUGCAGGAAUCUCAACUAAAGCAUCCAUGACUGAUGGCCAUCCAACCUCUGCUUAUAAACCUCCCAGGAAGUAGAGUCCACAACCUCCUAAGGGUCUUACUGUCAGAAAGUUCUUACUGCUCUUACUGUCCGAAAGUUUUCCCUGAUGUUUAGUCAGAAUCUCAUUUCUUGUAACUAGAAGCCAUUGAUUUGAGUCCUUACCCUUCAAAGCAGAAGAAAACAAGGUUGUUCCCUUUGCCAUGUGACAGCCCGUAAGAUAUUUCAAUAUGGUUAUCGUAUCUCCUUUCAAUCUUGUGUUUUCCAGGCUAAACAUACCCAUCUCCUUCAAGUGCUCCUCCAGACCCUUUAUCAUCUUGAUUGCCCUCCUCUGCACACAUUCCAGCCUGACAACAUCCUUCUUAAAUUGUGGUGUCCACAAUUGGACACAGACAGAAUAGAGGGGUUCUAUUACUUCCCUUGAUCUGGACACUAUACUUCUGUUAAUGCAGCCUAGAAUAACAUUAGCUUUUUUGCGGCUGCAUCACACUGUUGACUCAUGUUAAGCUUGUGGUCUGCCAAGACCCCAGAUCCUUUUCGUAUGUACUGCUAGUAAGCCAGGUUUCUGCUAUCUUAUAUUUGUGCAUCUGGUUAUUCCUGCCUAAGAGCAGAACCUUACAUUUGUCCCUGUUGACAUUCAUUUUGUGAGCUUGGGUCCAUUUCUCCAAUCUGUUAAGAUAAUUUUGAAUUCUGAUUCUGUCUUCUGCAGCAUUAGCCAUCCCUCCCAGUUUGGUGUCACCUGCAAAUUUGAUGAGCGUCCUCACAAUUGCUUCAUCCAAGUCGUUUAUGAAGACAUUGAAUGACAACAGGAUCAGGACAGAAUCCCACUACAGUGGUACCUCGGGUUAAGUACUUAAUUCUUUCCGGAGGUCCGUUCUUAACCUGAAACUGUUCUUAACCUGAAGCACUACUUUAGCUAAUGGGGCCUCCAGCUGCCGACACACGAUUUCUGUUCUCAUCCUGAAGCAAAGUUCUUAACCCAAGGUACUGUUUCUGGGUUAGCGGAGUCUGUAACCUGAAGCGUCUGUAACCCGAGGUACCACUGUAUUAGACUAGUGGAGUGUGAAGUUCAGUUGCUGGAGUUGCCGACCAACUUGCCUGCCCAGGAGAUAGUUUAAAAAGAAGCUUCAACAUAGUUUCUGAAUCUUGAAGUUCCCUAUGUGUGUUUAUGCCUUGCCUUGAUAACAAAUGGUAAACAACCUUUUUCCUACUGAGAUUUGCAAGUGAUACCAAAUUCAGGCAGGAUACUAUGGUACAAAUCUGGCAAGGAAUUUCUUUGCUUUUAGCAUACAGGUUCCUUUCUGGAGUGGGAGGACCAUAUUACCAAAGUGUAAUAAUUUUUCUUGGCAAUUGAAGAGGACAUUGAUACGAAUUCCUGUUGGUUGGCAAAGUUCAUCUAAAGCAAGCUUCCUCAACUUGGCCCUCCAGAUGUUUUGAGACUACAAUUCCCAUCAUCCCUGACCACUGGUCUGCUAGCUAGGGAUAAUGGGAGUUGUAGGCCAAAAACAUCUGGAGGGCCGAGAUUGAGAAAGCCUGAUCUAGAGUAGUCAUGUACUAACCUUAGCUUUAACAAUUAAUGCUGCUCUAAUUUUUAUGUAAAAUCUUAACCUAGAGUAUAUGGUGAUACUUCUGUUUGUGCUUUAAAUGAUACUAGUUUUGUCAUUAAUUUGCAAUAAAUGCUUCUCUGAGAGCUAGUGUGGUGUAGUGGUUAAGAGCGGUAGACUCGUAAGUCUCCGCUCCUCCACCUGCAGCUGCUGGGUGACCUUGGGCCAGUCACACUUCUCUGAAGUCUCUCAGCCCCACUCACCUCACAGAGUGUUUGUUGUGGGGCAGGAAGGGAAAGGAGAAUGUUAGCCGCUUAGGGUAGUGAUAAAGCGGGAUAUCAAAUCCAGACUUCUUCUUCUCAGGAAUGAGCAGUACAGAAGAUAGUUUGUAAGCUAGCUGUCCCUCUGAAUUAUUUCCUUGUCAUUACUGCUAAUUGACAAGACAAGCCUUGGAAAAAGUUGUCUCAAACUGUAAGAGAGAAAAGUUUAAAUAACAAGGAAUGCUUCUCAUAAGAGACCACCAAAUGAUGCUCAGCCUGUUUGCAUAAGUGUAGGUGUCAGAAAUCCAUUGCCUAAGGCAGUGCCUGUGCCUUCCCACUGCUGAAAAGGACACCCAGCAGCAUGCUCCGUAUUCAGAUUUUCUCAUUAGAACCUAGUGGAUCAGCUGGUAAAGUAACCAGUGGCAAAGACCACAGACUCAAGCUUUAACUGAAAUUAAUCAAUUGGUUUAUUGUUAGUCAAAAUUGCAUUUAAAGAAAAAUACUUCACCUAUAAAAGAAUAUUGGAAAAAUGCAUUGCAGUGUUGAUGAAAGCAACUUAACUUGUCCUCCUCCUCCUUUGUUUCCCUGCACCCCUACUCAGGUUUGGGAGGAGGAGGAGAGAAAGAAAAUUAUGUUGCUCUUGAGGAAGUUGUUCUGCAUGCACAGUUGGCUAAAACUCUUAGCUACAAAGACAAUUGUAUUAGUUAACAGGCUUUUUGCUCCCUGUGAGAGUAAUACAAAAGGUUUGCUCAUUCAGUGCAAUUGUGUAUUUAAUGGGCUUCUGUCUUGAGGAUUGUCCAUUCAGAGUCCUAGUGUGAGUACUUGUACAGCUCUGUGGGUUGAUAAAGACUGAUCAGAUAUUGUGCUAAUCCAUAAUCUGGGCUAUACAAAUGAGUUUAGAGGAUGCUCCCUGAUCCUCCAUUACAACUCCAUUGUUGUUUUAUUGGUUAGUUUACAUGGUUUUAUUAUUUUACUGGUUUGUUUAUUGAUAAUUUAUUUAUUGUUCAUUGUGAUUGGUGUAAAAUUAAACUACUGUACUUUGCAGCCUCCAUUGCAUCCUUACUAUGCCGUCCGGCAGAGCUUUUCCGGGUAGUGUGGAGCCUUGCAGAACCAACGGUAGCUCGCUGUGACUUUUUUGCUAAGCAUUUUGAGGAUAAAAUCACUUGUAUCCAUCGGGACCUUGACUCUACUGUUAUAGCGGUUAAACAUUGAGAGAUGUCCAGAGCACUGUCUAAUCCUGUUUUGUUAAAUGAAUUUCAGAUGUUUCGGCUUGAGGAUUUUGACAAGGUGCAUGGAUCGGUGUGAGUGACUACCUGCCCUCUGGACCCUUGCCCCUCUUGGCUGAUAAAAUCCAGCAGGGAGGAGACAACUGCAUGGGCUAGAGAGGUGGUCAGUGCCUCUUUACGAGAGGGGGUGGUUCCUGCUUGAUUGAAGGAUGCGGUGAUAAGACUGCUUCAUAAGAAGCCAUCAGUAAUUACCAGCCAUUUGCCAACCUUUCCUUUCUUGGGCUAGGUACUUGAGCAGGUGGUCACUGACCAGAUCCAGAUGCUCUUGGAGAGUCUGAUUUUCUAGAUUCAUUUCAGUUGUGGUUUCAGCCUGGCCUUGGCACAGAAACUACCUUGGUUCCCUUAUAUGAUAAUCUGUGUUUUGAUACCACUGACCACUGUAUCCUCCUGGAGGCUAUCUAAGUUGAGGGUGGGUGGCACUCUCUGCAGUGGUUCCUGUCUUACUUGGAUGGUCCUUUUCAGUUGUUGAUGCUUGGGGACUGUUUUUCAGCAUCAUGAAGCCUUCAAUAUGGUGUCCCUCAGGGCUCAAUUAUAUACCCCAUGUUGUUUAAUAUCUAUAUGAAGCCUCUGAGUGGACCCAUCCAGAAUUUUGGCAUGCAUUGGCAGCGGUACAGUGGUACCUCUGGUUAAGAACUUAAUUCGUUCCGGAGGUCUGUUCUUAACCUGAAACUGUUCUUAACCUGAGGUACCACUUUAGCUAAUGGGGCCUCCUGCCGCCGCCACACCACCGCCGUGCAAUUUCUGUUCUCAUCCUGAAGCAAAGUUAUUAACCCGAGGUACUACUUCUGGGUUAGUGGAAUCUGUAAGUUGAAGCAUUUGUAACCUGAAGCAUUUUUAACCUGAGGUACCACUGUAUGCUGAAGACACAAAGCUCUGUUUUCACCUUUACAUCUGCAGGUGUGGCAGUGGAUGUGCUGGACCAGUGUCUUGGCUUGGUAAUGAGCUGGAUGAGAGCCAAUAAACUGAAGCUCAGUCAGUAUAAGACAGAGACAAUGAUAGUGAGUGGUUCCCUGGAUCAGUAUUUCCCAACCGGGGGUCAUAUUCCCACCCCCUCGGAUAUUCCAAGAGGACCACAGGUGAAAAAUGUGUAAAUGGGCCACAGCACAAGGCUAGGGGGCCACAGAGGAAGUAAGAAGUGAAGAGAAGAGAUAAUUUUUAAAAAUUUAAAAAAUCCUGAUUGGCUGGCUAACUGCUUGGCCAAUCACAAGUGGGUAAGGGGGUGCUCCUUUUUCCCAUGUGUGUUUCCUUGGAGUGUUUCCUUGUUUCUGGCAGGAGAGGGUGAUUGCUGAGGCUCCCAUUUUGUCCAGUAGAGCCCGCGAUCCAAACCCCCAGGUCAGGUAAGUGCGGUGGUGGGGUAGCAGUGGGUAGGGCUGCUGGGCAAGGCACAAGAUGCAAUCCACCCCAGCACCUAGCAGAUCAGGCCCUUUGGAUGUUGCUGAGGGGUCGUCUGGUGUUGCUGACUUGCAUCUAGUAAAUAACUCAGAAGAAAGCUGCACUAGCUUCAGUGGGCCUUACUCCCAGGUAUGCAUGGCUAUAGUGCUUUGUAGACAGGGCUCCUCCCGAUAACAAAAUCUUUUUGUACCAGGUCAAUGAGGACCACUUGCUUUUUAAAAUUCUCCCAUAUAUACAGAACCCUCUGUGCGCCUUUUGGACUGUAUCUGUAGGUUUCCCUCUCUGUGUCAAUUAACUUGGGUCAAAUAAGUGCUGUUUACUUUCUGUAACACAUGGGAGGUGGAUCUCCCUCGGGAGGUUCUGGACUCUCCUUUCUUGGAGGUUUCUAAGCAAAGGUGGGAUGGCCAUCUGUCAUGGAUGCUUUAGCGGAGUUUCAUUGCAGGGGGUUGCACUAGAAAGAACCCUUGGGGUCUCUUCCAGCUCCACGAUUUCAUGUUUUUUCUGCUUCAACAAUAUUUCAUUAUGUUCCUAUCAUUUUAUGUAAUUAUAUAUUGUAUAAAUUAUAAAAAUUAUAAAGAAGCAUGUUCUAUAUACAAAUAAAACAUUUAAAUAGCUACCGUUCUACCAGUAGGAUGGGGGGUAUGGGUGUAGCCAGGACUUUUGUUAGGGGGGCAGGCUUUUGUUAGGAGGGGGGCAGAACCUCAGGUUUGUAUUGAUUAUUACCGUAUUUUUCUGUGUAUAAGACAAACUUUUUUGACCCAAAAAUGAGGUUCAAAAUUGAGGCUUGUCUUAUACACGGGUAGUGCUAUUGGGGGCUGUGCGGCCACGCGCUCUGCCCCAACGGGCUGCUGCAGGUAGCCGCUUCCCUGGAGAUGGCACAACUGCUGGAGACCUGCAGCAGCCCGUCGGGGCAGAGCGCGUGGCCGCUCUAGCUGGAGCAUAGCCGCAGAGGGGCUGCACCGGCUUCCCACAGCCGGCCCGGAGAGAGAGCGCAAAGCAGCCAGCCACCGCCUUCCCAGGCACUCUCCUCCUUAAAGGGACAGUGCCCCGCCUGUCCUGGGCAGGGCAAAGGAGCCUGCUUACAGCCGCUGUACCGUUCAGGCUUGUGCCUUCCUUCCAAACUUUUGCCUCUGCAGGGAGCACUUGCAAAUCGCCGAGGGUCUCUGUCAGUGGACGCAGAGAACCAGUCAAUGAAUCUCUCCCCAACACAACCUUUUGGUUCCCCAUGUCGUAGAAACCACCUAUCAUAUCCCCGCCCGAUCUCCGCCAGCGUGAUUCAUGGCGGCGAUCAGGCAGCUGCAGCGCGAGCGGAUGUGUGAUAUGUUCUGUCGGGUGAGUGAUUUUCAGGAUUGCCCCCCACCCCCCAAAAAAAUUGAUCGGCCAAUGCCAAAAAUCGCUUACCCGCCAGAAUGAAGCGCGGGCCUGAGUUUUUAAGUGGCAAAUGGCCGCUUGAUGGGGGGGAGGGAAUGCCGAAAAUUGCUCACUUGAGCCCAAGAUUGUCAGGGGCGGGAGCGGUUGUGUGCUGCGUUCUGGUGGGUGAGUGAUUUUCGGCAUUCCCCUCCCCCAAUAAUCCUCCCCAAAAGCUUAAUCCCCCUAUUUUCUAAAUUUUGAGGCCUCCAAAAUAGUCUUAUGGAAAAAUACUGCACUUAUUGGUGGCAUCUGUCCCCCGCCCCCCUUGGCUACAUCCAUGGGAGACUACAGGAAGGAAAGAAGGUUGGGAGCUCCUAGAGAGCGUUCUCUGACACCACUGGACUCUUCAGAACCCGAAUCUUUUUAAAUCUCAAAAAAUAAAAGUAAAAUCUUUGAGAGAAGAAUCCAGGUGGAUACUUCCGUUGUUUUCUUUGGCCUUCCUAUUUAGACUCUUGAGGUAGGAACACUUCUUUGUGAGAUUGUUUGCCUUUCUAAUUAAAAGCUAAAGGUCGCAUUUAAACUGCCAGAGAAAGAACCGUUAAACAAAUGCUCAGUGUGCUUUACAAGUUGAAUCUUUACAGGUUUACUCAGAAGUACCGUUGAAUGCUUGGCUGCUUGCUUCCAGUUAAGUAUGCGUAGGAAUCGGUAUGUGAUGGGGCAGUUGAUAUGGCAGUGUUUCAUAAUUAGAAUACAAAAGAACUCUUCUAUCCAUCUGCCUUUUACCCUCUAACUUAUUGUUGAAAUAACUUGUUAUAGUAUUAUUAGGUUGAAUUUACAUGCAUUGUUCGUUUGUUAAGUGCUAAAUCUUCUCAGGUUUUGGAUUUUCUCUCUAGGUGACAUUUCCUUAGUGGCAUAUGAUUGUGAUUGGCUCAGAUCAUUUGUUAUGGAAAUGGUUAAGCAAUCCAUAAUUGUGAGGGUCUUAAAUGAAGGAGCUUAAUGCCUAAAAUCUGGUUUUCAUUAUCUCUUCUGUGUUCUCGUAAUAAAAUUUAUUGGAAGAAUAAAAUUGAAGAAUUAAACAAACGUACAUAAAACCCAAAUUCAGCAUCAGUGUUGAUGAAUUCGUAUGGUAUUGUUGUGGAACUAGACUUCAUAGCGGCUUACUAGAAGCUUCUGCUUAGUUACCAGGCCCAGCCAUAAUUUGUAGACCCUUGACAUAUAGGGUGUAGAUCUAGGUUCAAUGUAGCUUUUAUAAUCAGACUGCAAAUCUACUACUUCCUUAAAUUUUAAAUAUGCCCACAAAACUCCAUAGAAGAGCAAUAUAUUCCCCAGAAAUCUUUAAUGGUUUAGUUGAAGCAGAGGCGCUGAUUUCCGCACAGCAUUGGGGUGGCUCAUCACAUGUGCAUGACAUCACACAUGCAACACGCUUGUUGGGAGGAGGUUGCGAGGCCCAGGGAAGGCUUCUGCCACCAUGGGUAAACCCAAUGUGGCCCUCCACUGCCAUGGGGAGACGAAAGGGGGCCCUCUGCAGCCACAGGGAAGGAUGCCCUCAGACAUUAUGACAUAUUGAAAUAUCAUUAUGUUGGUGGUGGUGAUAUAUUGCAAACCAGAUAUCACCCAGCCCUACGUACAUGUAUAAAUGCAUCUUCCUGGAGUAAAAUAUAACAGAAUAAACAAGACUUCAAAUCAAGUGGUUUCAGCUUGUCUGAACCAGCAUUGACUGGCUUUGCUUUGUAUGGACAAGCUGUGGCUUGUUGUACAGGGUUCAGUGGUGAGUUGAGACUCAGCCUUACCUCAGCUCUUGUGUUGAUCAGUUUGUAUUGUUGUGCUCCAGUUUAGUGUUAGAAACUGAGAUAUGAAGGUUGGGAGCUAGAUGGCACCUUAAACCUAGGUUAUGGGUGCAACAACGGAAUGUCUAGGCAUGCUUUUUUAAUAACAAGAAUACAAAGCUGAAAAUGAAUGAACCGCAGCUAAAAUAUUACAUUCAAUUUUCACAUGGUCUAGUCCUUCCCCUGCCCACCCCUCUAAUAUUCUUAAAAGGGUCUCUUCUCCAGUCUUCAGAAAGUAGCUGGAAGUGGGGAGGCAGAAAAAGGUCCUUCUUUCCUUCCACUCUGCAAUUUUAAUCUGAAAUCUUAGGCGCUCAGAAACUGCUUGUGCUGAUGAAAUUCCCUGUUGCAAAAUGAGCCUAGAAUAAUGGGAGUUUCGAACACUUCUCCAGUUAUUUUAUUGUCAUAUUGAUGAGAAUACACAAGUUAACUAUUUUACUAACUUUUUGGUGAAUCUGACAUGUACAAAUAUAUUUCCACUUACGACUGAAAAGGGAAAAAGGGGCAUGUAAAAUGUGAUAUAUUGCUGUAAUCUUUUUAGUAAAAUUGGUCACUAGCAUCAUCAUUUCUUGACCCAUCUAGUUGGGAUACACUUAAGGUAGGGUGAGCACUAGUUCUAACAAGGACUGAACCAAGGCCUGCAACUGGCCAAACUUGCAUAUCGGCAAAUAUUAUAUUUUUAGGGCGGUUCACAAAAAUGAAACGUCAUGUGCAACAGUGUUUUCAGGCUUGUUUAAUGUGUAAGUUUAUUUUUUUCAGAAUUUUGUUUGAUACAGAUUUUGUUGUAAUAAUCAUGAAAUGAAGUACUAACAAGAAUUCUUUCAAAGCAUUAAUUCUAUCUUGCAACAGCAAGUUACCACUCUGCUUUGGAACACUUAUUAAAAAGAAAGCCUGACUAGCUUUUCAGAUACUGUUUAAUUGAAUAACUUUUUGAAGAAAUGCCUGAAAGUAACUGAUAUUAUUCUUUGAAGUCUUGUUUAUUCUGUUAUACUUUACUCCAAGAAGACUCAUUUAUCCUAAAUAGAACCCAAUAAGCCCAACAUGUAUGCACAAAAUAUGUUUUUUAAUGUGAUCCCAUUGAGAUACUAGGAUGAAAUUUUGCUGGAAGCUCUUAGAAAUAUGAAAUAAUUACUACAAUUUGGGGUGAAUUUUUAAAUCAUUUUUUAAUUGCUUAAAAAAAUAAAUUAUGUAACUUAACUUUCAAAUUUAAAAUAAGUACAUCAUGUAUCAUAUCAUAUUAAAGCCCAUGAAGUUCUGAAGAGAUUGUUGUUGUUGUUGUUGUUGUUGUUGUUUAGUUUUGAAAUAUCUCGAUUCUGGGCUGAGGUUUUAAGGUUGUCAAUUUUUUGAAAUUUCAAACCCUCAUAACUCAGAAACAGGAUGAGAUAAGAAUAUUUUUUUUAGAUUUAAGCUUAGUUCUGAUCAUUCCACAAGUGUACAAAAUUUUAAGAAAAUUGGACAUGAGGUAAAAGAUUCAUUAAAAAUUGGACCAAUUUAUAUGGAAUGACCCAAAGGUUUUCCACAAUGUAUGUUACGAGUAUUGAUAAUAUCAGAGUAAAUUAAAUAUAUUUUUCAUUAUCACAAAUGUAAAUGAUAUUUGGAAAUGUAUUUGGAAGGAAAAUCACAUGAAUUAUGUGUGUGACUCUUAAUAAUCUAAAGAAAAGUAAGUGAAAUAGCCAUCCGUUAUGUUGGAAGUAUACAUUGCACAUUGGUACACUUAACUUCCUUUAUGAUGCAGUUAGCAAAUGAGUCUUGAAGAAAAUAUGGGAUAGGGAAUCCAACUAAUAUUCUUCUAUUUUUCUUGCCUGAAGCUAGAAUUCAGCCUAAGGUGUUAAUUCCAUACAGUGGCCAUCCAGUGGCCGUGGCACCAUGGGGUGCCUUGAAUGAUGGUCAGGGGUGCCAUGAGCAGCACUGGCCUCUGUCCCUCUUUCCUCCCCCCUUCCUCUGAUGUCCUCUCGCAUUUCUGCUGGCUCUGCAGGCAAGGGGUGACCUAACGGGGCCCUGAGCCCCCCAGGGGUGCCGCAGAAAGAAUGUAGUUGGUCAAGGGAGCCGUGGACCCAAAAAUGUUGAAAACCUCUGCCAUACAUGAUUGUGUGAAACAUAUAUUUAAUGCUGGAAACAAAAUAAAACUAAAUUAGAAGCAAAUGGUCUAGCAAGUUAUAGAACUAUGCCUCCUUAAUGUUAACAAUGCUCAUUUGAAUCACUGAAAGAAAGUUGCUGUGCUUCACCAAAAUCAGGUUGCUUCAUAUAUUAGCAUUUUGUUUUAUAACAGAACUUAAAUAUAGGUAUUAAUGUUGAUAUUUUCUCAGUUUUUCUGUACGUUUUUAAUUAGCAUUUAAUAAUAAUAAAAAAGCUAUAGUAGAGUGCUGUUUGCUACGACUGUUGUGUGGAAAUAAAAUUACUGUAUUUUGAGUCAGUUGUGUGUUUGUUUUUAGGAAUUGAAUGAUCUGGCACGUGAUCCUCCAGCACAGUGUUCAGCAGGGCCUGUUGGAGAUGAUAGUAAGUACCUAUAAUUGAGAAAAAAAGCCUUCAAAAGAGCACUUCCUCAGGCAGAGAGGAAAACUGACCUGCACAUAUACAAUUGAGGUUAUGUUUUUAAAAUCUUUAAACAGGCAUAGGCAAUUUAGAAUGAGAAUUACAUAAUCUUAAUCUUCUUUUAGGAUAUACAAUUAAACAGUGACUAAAUUGGUUAAACAAAUUUCACACUGGAGACUACCUGCCCAAACUUCUCCAAAGGCAACAUGCCCUUUAUUUCAACUUAAAAUAAAUUGGUGAUGGUCUCACUCUUUUUAAAAGUAGCUUUUGUUUACUUGACCAUAUGAUAGAAUCUUUAAUUUUUUUCUUGAACAAAUUUUUGUUGUUAAUUUCUUUAUAACUUUUUGUUGAAUUAUUUAUGCAUUCAGUAAACUAAGCUUUUAAAUUUACUUGUAAGGCUGUCUCUCCAGUAAAUUACUUAAUGGAAAAUAAAUGUGUGUUAAAUGAAGCAUUUAGUGACUAAUUUGAACAAACUUUGAUACGUCUAUUACAAGAAGUAAGUUGUGUGUUGUGGUAAAGAGGCACCUCUUGCACCUUUCUAAGUAGUUAUCUGUAUUAAAAUACUUAAUACGGAAAAUGCCUUUCUUCCAAAUAGAUUGGUGUGACACAUGAAGGGGUGAAUAGAACACACAUCUACUUCCACUGAACAAUUAACUUCAUUUGAGGCCUUGACUGUUGUUGGAGGAGUCAUUCUGUACAUGGCAUGUUUUGUUGGGUUUCCUGCAUGUUGCCCAUGCCCUGAUUAUGUCACGACAUUUGACGAAGUUGAGCGUGUAAGCCAGACAGUAAGCUUGAAAUACUGACUCCCUAGUUGAGCUAAGAGUGAAAUAUUGGUGACAGGGAUCUACUUUUGCUGCACCAUAUUCAAGGCAUUCUAUUUGCACUGAUCGCUGCAAGUAAGUCAUAUCUCGUUUUCCUUCCUCUUCCAGUGUUCCAUUGGCAAGCGACAAUAAUGGGACCAGUAAGUAUCUUUCAAACCUGAAAUAGCAUUUAUAAACUUAACUUUAAACUUUCUUCUAAUAGUUUUUCUUUUCUUUUCAGAAUGACAGUCCUUAUCAGGGUGGGGUGUUCUUCUUGACGAUUCACUUCCCAACAGAUUAUCCCUUCAAACCACCUAAGGUGGGUUUCUUGUUUACAUCCUAACAGUGCUGGUGUAGUAUCUGUUUUUGUAAAUAAAAGCUAUAUGAAAGAAUGUCCUUAUCUUACAGGUUGCAUUUACAACAAGAAUUUACCAUCCAAAUAUCAACAGUAAUGGCAGUAUUUGUCUUGAUAUUCUACGGUCACAGUGGUCUCCCGCAUUAACUAUUUCAAAAGGUAAGCAUCGUGGCUCUGAGCCUAAAUGAAUGGUAAGUGAUUUCUAAUGUUAAUGUAAAAGGUAUUGCAUAUUUCCCAAGGUGAUGCAUCUCUUUAAAUGGCACACACCCUUACUGCCCAGUUUCUUGAUUAUACCUAAUUAAGUAUUUAAGGCUAUGUAUGGUGCAUUUUACAAAAGCUUCCUCCUCUGCCCAGCUAGGUUACUUAAUUUGAGCUGGCUAGUCUGCCAAUAUUUAACAGUUAGGAGGACCCUUUUUCAAGCAUGUACUAUGGUUGAGAGGGCGAAGUAGCAUCUUGACAUGUGUGCAACAUUUGCCAGAAGAUGCCUGUAUCACAGAUGAAGGAGAUACUUGCUGCUUUCUAAGCAUAACAAAGGUCAGUGUGGAGUACUGAAGGGAUACAUAAAAUAAGGGACAAAACAGUGUCUGCAAACUAGCAGUCAAGCAAAAGAUAUGACAACCAGAGGUGACGGUUUCUGGAAAAUUUUGAAUCUGAAAAUUUUCUGAUGCCCCAGGUAGAUUGGGAUCUGAUUCGGCUUGUUUGAUUUGUAUUUAGUAAGCACAACACACACACACGUGUGUGAAAAUAGGUAUUGUGUGGUGGUCAUUAGCCUAAAUGGUUCUAAAAGAGGUUAUUAUGUGAAUCCAUAGUGUAGCUUCCUUACUAGCUAGUUACCAAAACUUAUCUCCAUUUUGGUUUGUGUGUGUGUGUGUGUGUGUGUGUGUGUGUUUGUUUGUUUGUAAUUAAGUGGUAUAUAAAUUGUUGAAAUGAAAUAAAUAAACAAUCAUCUAUAAGCAGCAUACAGAAACUCAAUACGGUUUUUGUGGUUUAGCACUGUUGCACAUAAGCUGAGGUAGAACAGAUAAUUGUUAUGUGAGCCUCCUUGGGAGAGUAUUCUACAACUUGAGGGCUAUUAUUGAAAACAUGAAACUAGCUGCAUAGUCAGAAUAUGCUUUUAGGUACAUUGAGUAAUGCAUUGAGUAAUGAGAGGGACAUUGAGCAUGCCCAGGCAGCUUUCCCCUUUUACCAUGGCUGCUACAUGCAUCUGAUACCUGGAGCCUAUGCCCCCCCACCCCUUUUGCUUGAUGAGCCUGUGCACAAAAACUCCCAAUUAUCUUGCGGAUACACCGCUGCCGUAAAUAGCCCACCAAAUUGCCGCAGCCAGUCGUCAGCAGGCCUUGCCGCAGCAACCAAUCACACGCCCAAUCACCACUGCCAAUCUCCUGCUGCCUGGGCUUACCAUAUAUUCCACUGAGUGUGUUUGCAGCCUUUGUAGGCAUGUGCUAGGCUUGGAGCACUUCAGCUGAGUGGUGAGAUACAAGUAUGUCUUUAAAUCUGCCAUUGAAAUCAUUUUAAAUUAGAUGGAGUUAAAUUUGAAAUUCAAUUCAGAUUUCAUCCAAACUAAUUUUCCCCCUCCCCAAAGGCUAUCUGCUCUGCUAGCCUCCCCUUAGAGCAUGGUGCUGAUAACACCAAGGUUGUAGGGUCGAUCCCCAGAAGGGACAGCUGCAUAUUCCUGCAUUGCAGGAGAUUGGACUAGACCAGGCUUCCUCCACCUCAGCCCUCCAGUUGUUUUGAGAUUACAAUUCCCAGCAUCCCUGACCACUGGUGCUGCUAGCUAGGGAUCAUGGGAGUUGUAGGCCAAAAACAUCUGGAGGGACAAGGUUGAGGAAGCCUGGACUAGAUGAUCCUAUAAAGUAAAGGUAAAGGUACCCCUGCCCGUACGGGCCAGUCGUGACCGACUCUGGGGUUGCGCGCCCAUCUCGCUUAAGAGGCCGGGGGCCAGCGCUGUCCCGAGACACUUCCGGGUCACGUGGCCAGCGUGACAAAGCUGCUCUGGCGAGCCUGCACCAGCGCAGUACACGGAAACGCCGUUUACCUUCCCGCUAUAAAGCGGUACCUAUUUAUCUACUUGCACUUAAGGGUGCUUUCGAACUGCUAGGUGGGCAGGAGCUGGGACCAAACGACGGGAGCUCACCCCGCCGCGGGGAUUCGAACCGCCGACCAUGCGAUCGGCAAGUCCUAGGCACUGAGGUUUUACCCACAGCGCCACCCACGUCACAUUGCAGAUGAUCCUAUGGGUCCCUCCUAAUUCUGAUCUAUGAUUCUGUUUGAUAAUCUGGUUCCCACUUCAUGUAAGCAGCCCCUGACCUCAUUUUGACCCAGUUUUGUCAGUCUCAUUUUACAUGUAAACUAAUUGAAUAAGUGACACAUGAUGUGUUCUGUUCAGCGCCUAACACUUGGUGUUAAGUAUCUAGAUCUUUGCAAGAUGCUAGUUAAAAAGUAUUUGGAAGGGGGUGAGGCAACAGCAGGUAUGUUGCAUAGUGGUGGCAAGGAAGAUAGCCCUGUCAGUCAGAAUUUUAAGUCCCUUUGUGAUUAAUUAUUUCAUUUUAACUAGUGGUACAUGUGUGCUGUCACUCCAUCCCCAGUAACUGUUCUGUACAGGCAGAGUGUUGUUUUAAGAGGGAUCUGCCAAACCACACACACUGGCCACACACAGAGUUUAAAAGGUCAAAGAUUGUUUAAUUAGCUAAAGGCUUGGAAGAAGAAGAAUGUUUUUGCUUGGGACCUAAAGAUACGCAGUGUGGGUGUCUAGGGAGAGUGUUCCCCAAAUGGGGAGCCUCUGCAGAAAAGGCCUGUUCUUGUGUUGCCAUCUUCUAGACCUCCUGUGGAGGAGACACAUGAAGAAGGGCCUCAGAGGAUGAUCACAGGCUAUGGGUUGGUUCGUAUGGGGAGAGGUGCUGUCCUGAGCUGUUUAUGGCUUUAUAGGUCAAAGCCAGCACUUUGAAUUGGGCCAGGAAACUAAUUGUCAGCCCGUGUGGUCAAGCCAGGAUCGGUGUAAUAUGUUCAAAGCAUCUUGCCCCGGUGCGCAGCCUGGCUGCUGAAUUCCUGCACAAGCUGAAGUUUCCAAACUGUCUUCAGAGGCAGCCCCACAGUGCAGUAAUCUAACCUAGAGGUUGCUGAAGCAUAGAUGACAGAAGCGUGGCUUUCCCUGUCGAGAUAGCUGGGCCACCAGCCACAGCUGAUGGAAAGCACAAAGCACCUCCGAGGCCGCCUGAGUCUGAAGCGGCAGCCAAGGAUCUAAAAGCUCCCCCAAGCUGUGUACCUGCUCCUUCAGAUGGCAUGUAGCCCCAUCAAGAGCAGGCAACCUCCCAUCCAUCUGGUCUACAGAACCCCAACCACUAAGAGUGUCUCAUUCUGCAUUCCACUUCUUGAGGAGUGAUUUUUCCACUGCCUCUUUCAAGCAGGCAGGGAGCACCCUGAUCUUGCAGGGAGGCAUUAAUCACACCCCUGGUCCAGCCAGCCAGCCUUCCUCUCCCUGCUGGUUUUUAUCAGCUAAGAGGGGCAAGGGUCCAAACUGUGAGCAGUCACCCUGAUUGAUCCAAGCACUUUUUCCACAUUCUUGAGCUGAAACUUGCCAAGCUAGUGAUGUGAGAUGGGGAAACUAUCCAUAGAAGAAGCUUUCCACUUCCCAAAAAAUAUUGUUCCAUUAAAAAAAAAAAAAGAACCAACACCAACCCAACUGAGCAAAGCUGUUUUUUAACCCCCCUCCCCUUGCCCCUUGUUUUUUUUUUAAACAAACGCUCUGUUCAAAUCAAAUAUUUCUGAUUGCUGGGGGACGGACGGACUUCAAAUUAUGAUCAGUUCAGGGCCGCCUUCUCUACCUGGUAGUUUUGAACUGUGCCCCAGGCAGCAAAGCUAGAGCUGAUGGGAACAGCUGGAAAUGCUUGUGGCAGUUAAUACAGUUAUCCAAUAUUACAGCAAAUUGUUGUGUUUGAAGCCUUUUUGGUUUCGUUGCCACAUAAGAUGUUGAGUGUUAUUCCUUGGCUAUAGUUUUUCCCAUUGCAGUAAGUAGCUUUCAGUGUAUAUGAAUUCUGUACAAGUGAGUGCUGUUCCAUGAUGGACCUUGUUUUAUCAGCCAUAAAUAGUACCAGAAGUGUCAAGUAAGUGUCAACCUCGUAGAGGAAGUAUCAAUGUAUUUGAAAGAAAAUCCCAGGAAAUCUGGGAUUUUUAGCUUUAUACACAAACUAUGAAACAUCUAAACGAGCAGGGACCAUCAUGUUUCUAGUUUUUGUUAUUCUUUAUGUAUUUUUAGUAUAGAGAAGUCUUUGUUUUCCUUAAAAAUAAAAAAGUCCUUUAGGAUUGCAGGUGAGGUAGGAAGGAACAUACAUCCCCAGUGCCUUAAAUUGGACUCUUGUGCCAAUUCUGUUCUCAUGCUUCCCAAGCUCCAGUAUUUAAAUUCCAACUGGCGAUGUGGCUGCUGUUUCCCUACAUUAGUCAGGAAAGGCAUAGUUUCUAAUUCUGCAACCAGCCCCAAUGUGUAGAGUAGGGAAGAUGUGUCAGAUGGGAAGGUGCUUGAACCCGUGUUUUUAAGCCAUGUGGAAGGAGAGCAGUUUCAACCUCAGUGCUAGAUUAUAAAAUUACAGAAAGAGGGAUGGAGGCUAAAUGAAGAAUAGAAUGAACUUGCUUCUUAUCUGUAUUCAGCUGUACUGAAAAAUUCUAAUGUAGUGUGUUCUUCCCUCCAGUACUUUUGUCCAUCUGUUCUCUGUUGUGUGAUCCCAAUCCAGAUGAUCCCUUAGUGCCUGAGAUUGCACGGAUCUACAAAACAGAUAGAGAAAAGUGAGUAUGGAAGGUUUUUUUAAAGCUGAAAACCUGAGAAUGGACAAACAGUUUGAAGACUUUGUUAACUAACUCUUUGACUAACUCUGUGCCAUUGGCACUAUUCUUUCUUUUUACAGGGUGUCAUCUGCUUCUGUCAGCUGCCUUGUAUUUUUAUUUCCAGCUUUAAAGUAUUUGAUCUCAGUCAGUAAUUAGGGUUAUUUUUUCAGUUGGGCUGGUUAAUCCAAUAAAAUUUCAGUUAGCGUCCUCUGCACCUUUAUACUUGACUGUUUUGCAGUUGCCUCUCUUCGUCCUUACAGUUUCGGCUUUUAGGCUACAGAGGGAGAAACAACUUAAACUUCUGCCACAAGACAACCUGAUUCUGGUGGUGGUAGGUGAAAAAGAAAGACAUGAGUGGCUUCAUGAGUAGCUGCAGGGAUAAUAAUGGACAGAUAUUGCUAAUUGUAGUGAAAAAUUCUUGAGGUUCAAUUGAUUCGUUUUCAUUAUAUAUUUUUCCAGUCAAUUACUACUAUGAAUAGUUCAGCUUGAGGCAAUUCUAUUACAACAUUGAACUAAAACUUCCUUUAACAGUGUAAAAAGCAUUUAGUGAAGCUUGAGCACAAUGAAAGUGCACACUCUGAAAUGCAGCAUCUUUCAACACCCGACAUCAAGAUAAUUGUAAAAGUGACAAGUCAGGACUAAAAACAAGAACCUGGAAUUGGUUCUUAACAUUUGAGCAUCUAAAAGUGCAAACUUGAAUAACAGGUGAUUGCUGCGUAAAAUGUUUCUUAAAUUCUUCCAGUUAUAGUUGCUGAUAUUAAACUGAAAAUCUACUGAUUUGUUCAGAUGGCAAGAGCAAGUGGAAACAAACAUUCAAAAUUUAGAAGAUAUUACAAGACUGUUGCCCAUGUUGUUGUUUUAAUGGUUUUCAGGCACCAUCAAUGGACUGCAAGGCUUUCUGAAGUUUUUCUUGAAUAUUUUGUACCGCUUAAGAACUCAAACAUUUCAAAUGCCUUUUAAACUCUGUGUGGUAUGUGCAUGUGGUUACUGUUUUUGUUUGUUACUAUGUAUGGUAUGUCUUUUUACAUUGUAAACUAUCCUUUGAUCCUCAGGUAAAGGGCAGUAUAGAAUUAUUAUUAUUAUUAUUAUUGCUAUUAGUAUUAUUAUUACCAUUAUUAGUAUUUUUAUCAUUAUUAUUAUUAACUGCAUUCUGAUUGCAAUGUUAUGGAGACUUUUUAAAGUUACUUUGCCUAGUGCUUUAGCUUGAUUGGGUGCUAGAAAUAACUUGUGGUUCAUACGGUCUUAGCAAAGGGCGUCUACUGCUUGGUGCAGUUUGCACUUCAGUAACCACCCUCUUUUUAUACACACAGGUACAACAGAAUAGCUCGAGAAUGGACUCAGAAGUAUGCGAUGUAAUUAAAGAAAUUAUUGGAUAACCUCUACAAAUAAAGAUAGGGGAACUCUGAAAGAGAAAGUCCUUUUGAUUUCCAUUUGACUGCUUUCUAUGAGCCCACGCCUCAUCUUCCCCUGUGCACAUGUUUACCUGAUACAGCAGUGCUGCGUGUUGUACAUACUUGGAACAAUGAAAUACUGUAUUCCAUACCAACAUUGACUCCUAGCAAAGAAAUGUGUGUGAAAAGCCAGUUCUUCAAAGUCUAGUUGUGAGCAUAAAAGCAUUCCUAAAAUAUUUAAAUUGGGCAUAAACCAAAGGGAGGGGGAGGGGGCAGAGAGUAAAAGGCUUUCAGUGAUUGAAAAGGAGAAUUUUGUUUAAGUGGAAUCCUUUUAAACUCAUAACAGUUAUGAAAAACGUAUGUGAAGAACUUGAAGCUGUUUCUGUAUUUUUAUUCUGAAGGAUCUACUUAGGUAAAUGUAUGACCAACAAGAUCAAACUGUACCCACAUCCUGUGUUUAAAGGUCUAAGUUUAACUGGUCAGCAUUUAAAUGCAUUGGAGCUAUUAGUGCAUCAAGUGACGUUGAUUUUGUUUCAGCUCCUCUCCCCCCUUCCCUUCAUAAUUUUGGUUUGUAUGUGUUUUCUCAGUUAACAUAGCUAAUAGCUCUUAUUUUCUUAAGUUUUUAACUGCUUAGGUCUUUCUGGAUGUAAGGGUAAAAAUUCAUUUGACAGACUUGUGUAUAUUUAAAGACCCAAAUGCUCCUUUGGAGCUUGUACGUUCAAGAAUGAUUAAUCUGUGUAAUAAACUGAUUACUACAGUCAUUACAUAUAACUGUGUGAAUAGGCUUAAUUUUUUUAUGGGCUAAGAUUUAAAGUCUAUAGUUCUUGUUUUUUAGGAAGUUGCAUUUGAGAAUAAUCAGUCUUUAAGCUUCAUCGCAGAAUAAACAAGUCAGUGAGACAAACUUCAAGUAGGGUGUGAAAACACCAACGUCCAUGAUAAACUGGAAUCUGGAAAUCUGAAUGCCUGUAUGUCAGAUCUUGACUGUUAAGCCAGAAAAGCAACUUGCUGAUUGAAGAACAUUUCAGAAAGUUCUGUUUAACAUGGGACUAAACCUGUGCCUGUGUGCCAUAGCGAAGGGAUUCCUUGUGUAAUUUUUAAGAAUGGGUGUAAAAGGGCAAGGUGGGAUUUUUUUUACAGAGGCAUCAGCACAGACUAACACAAAAUAUAGCUUUUAAAGACUGUUGCACUAAAUCACUUGGAAAUGUUCACUGUACAUGAAAUAUCUUUGGAUGGCAUUCAUUUGAAAAAUAGUAAAAAUGUAGUUUAAAGUUUACUUGUUAAGCGAGUGUCUCUCUCUCUCUCUCCCCCCCCCCCCCCAACCUUAAAUGUGAAUAAGUAUAAUCUGCAGUGGAG
Molecule: messenger RNA, 24962 nt
Organism: Podarcis lilfordi (Lilford's wall lizard)
Lineage: Eukaryota; Metazoa; Chordata; Lepidosauria; Squamata; Lacertidae
Source: the annotation of a GenBank genome assembly